AUGCGUGAAAUCCUAGGCGCGGCCAUGUCGCUCGCCUCGUGGAAAACCCUUGCCUUGGUCCUGGCUGUGAUCAAUAUGAAGAGCCUCCCAUUUGUCUGGCAUUUCCGCGUACUGUAUCACUUUGUGGGCAAUUUGCGGCUUAAACCCAGCGAUCCAUUUUUCCCCAAGGGCAAAGCGAUUGUGGAUGUGCAAGGCAUGCCGACACAUCCUGUCUUUGUGUCUCGCAUGGUCACAUCCCGCACGCCAUUGCUGGAGACGGAUUACAAUUUGCACAAGUCCAAUAGCACCUACUUUGCGGACUUGGAUGUUUCGCGUACUGCACUUGUGACUCGACUUUACAGUCCAGGUGUAGGUAUUGUGAGCAAGGAACUCGAUGAAGAAUUCUUGGCUGCGAGCAAGAAAGAGGGCAAGCGCGCCCCAAAGCGCAAAGCGAUUUCUAUCGUGCUUGGCUCUGUUUACUGUACCUUCAAGCGGGAGAUCAAGCCCUUUGAACUGUAUGAGAUGCACUCCAAGGUGAUCUCCUGGGAUAAAAAGUGGAUGUACAUCUUGACUUGCUUCAUGCGACCUGCCCGUGGUGGUGGUGAAAAGACCGUGCUUGCCGUGGCCGUCAGCAAGUAUGUGGUCAAAAAAGGCCGACUCACUGUUGCACCAGAACGGAUUCUGCGCGCGAGUGGAUUCCUCCCCGCUCCGCCAGCGGGGAUUGAAGCCAAGGCUACUCCAGCCGACUCAUCCGCCGAAGCCUCCGGUGUGGACACCCCAGGAAGUACUGAAGGUAUCACAGCGACGGGGGUGGACGGAUCACUGGUUCGCGAAGUGCUGAAGUUGAGUGAGGACCAAAUUCCUGGCCAGGAGACUCUGGAGAAGCAGCAGAAGGAGAAUUCGGACCUGUGGAGCUCAGCGGAAUGGACUUGGAGCCGCAUCGAUCAGGAACGGCAGCGGGGACUGAAGGUUGUGGAGGGAUACACUACGCUGGAUGACAAACUGUUUGAAGAGUGGAAGCAAUAG
Messenger RNA from Penicillium nucicola, 1005 nucleotides. RefSeq names its product acyl-CoA thioesterase. The record is from RefSeq and is a predicted model, not a curated record. NCBI's taxonomy places the organism in Eukaryota, Fungi, Ascomycota, Eurotiomycetes, Eurotiales, Aspergillaceae. The coding region runs from base 1 to 1005 and encodes 334 amino acids. The transcript has 2 exons.